UCCUCCCAGGAAGUCCCGGGAGCAGAUGAAGCAUUUCGAGGAGGGGGAGAGAGCAGCAUGUGUGCCAGGGCAGCCUGGGCGGCUGGGACAGGCUUUCCCAGCGUAAACCAGCGCAGCCCAGCUUGAUGUCCGUGCCUGCAGGAGGGGGACAGCGGGAGCCGUGGCAUGCUCAGGAGAGCAGGAUCGUCUCUGCGUCACUUCUUGCUGGAGAGGAAGAGCAGUGCUGGAUAUAGCUCGUGCUCCAGAGAGGCAAAAAUGUCAAGGCCAGUUCAAGCUCGGAGGUUGGAGGGAAUAGAUAAGAAUAUCUGGGUGGAGUUUGUGAAACUGGCUGCUACCUAUUCCAAGGUGAACCUGGGCCAGGGCUUCCCUGACUUCCCUGCUCCGGACUUUCUGCAGGAGGCACUGAAGCGAGCCCUCAGCGAGGGGAGCCACAUGCUGCACCAGUACACCCGGGCCUUUGGACACCCGCCUCUGGUGAAGGUCCUAGCCCAGAUUUUUGAGAAGCUGCUUGGACGAGAGCUGGACCCUAUGACCAAUGUGAUGGUGACUGUGGGGGCAUACCAGGCCCUUUUCUGCUGCUUCCAGGCUUUUGUGGAUGAAGGUGAUGAGGUGGUAGUCAUUGAACCCUUCUUUGACUGCUAUGAGUCAAUGGUGAAAAUGGCUGGUGGGACAUCCGUGUUUGUCCCGCUGAGACCGAAAGCUCCAGAAGAUGGAAAAUUGAUGUCUAGUGCAGACUGGCAGCUGGACCCAGCUGAACUGGCUUCUAAAUUCAGUGAAAGGACAAAAGCCAUCGUCCUGAACUCACCCAAUAACCCUCUGGGCAAGGUGUUCAGCCGUGGGGAGCUGGAGCUCAUUGCAGAGCUGUGUGUGAAGCACAACGUCCUGUGCAUCAGCGACGAGGUGUACGAGUGGCUGGUCUACGACGGGAAGGAGCACAUCCGGAUCGCCAGCUUGCCAGGGAUGUGGGAUCGCACGGUGACCAUCGGGAGCGCUGGGAAGACCUUCAGUGCCACUGGAUGGAAGGUGGGAUGGACUGUGGGACCCGACAGGCUGCUGCAGCACGUCCGCACCGUGCACCAAAACUCCGUGUACCACUGUGCCACCAUUGCCCAGGAGGCCGUGGCUCAGGGUUUCCAGAGGGAGCUCACACUCUAUGGCAAACCAGAGAGCUACUUUGUCCAACUGCCCAGGACACUACAGCAGAAGAGAGACUUGCUGAUCCAGAGCCUGGUUGCUGUGGGGAUCAAACCCAUCGUCCCCGAGGGCACCUAUUUCCUGGUGGCUGACAUCUCUGAGUUCAAAUCUGAUGUCCCCGAGGUCCCCAACUCAGAUGAGCCCUAUGACUGCAGAUUUACAAAGUGGAUGAUGAAGAACAAGGGCCUUGCUGCCAUCCCACUCUCCACUUUCUACAGCGAGGCCCACAAGAACAACUACCCCAAUUUCAUCCGGUUCUGCUUCGCAAAGGAGGAUGCUACACUGAAGGCAGCAAAUGACAUAUUGCAAAAAUGGAAAAAGGAGAAAACCAGUUCCUGAGUGCACUGGAGGGAGAACCAGGCUCUCCUUGGUCCUCACCUGCCCUGACUACUCUUCUUCCUCUUCUUUACUUGUCUACAAACUUUGAUACCUUCUUACUUCUGUGCUUUCAACCAUUUUCUGUCAGACAAAUGGGUAAGAGGUUUGCCAGACCCGGAAUCUGCGAACACUUGAAGUCGCUGUGAAAUGGGCGCAGUAACUUGGUGUGCACUGACAGUAUUUGACGUUUCUCUUUACUUUUAAAGACUUUGCUAAUCAGUUCUGGGAUGUAUCCAACAAGACACAAGGUAAGGAGGGCUCCAGGAGUGUUUUCCAUCACCAAAUUCUGGAAAGGUGCUUCAGGACCUACCUUUAAGGCCGUGGUGAGGAGUUAGUCUGGCUCGUCUUGCUCCACAUCCCUCCUCAUGUAAUCCAAAGUGCAGGACAGCAUUUCCACCAGCACUCAUGUUCCCACAGGACUGUACAGUAUCACCAGCUAUCAGGAGGGUGACUCCAUGAUCCUGAAGAUUAUAAAUCCAGUGAGAUGUUUUUUUCCAUAACUAACAAUUUUCCCAUUACUUUUUCCUGUUACUCCCUGGGGAAGGUGACCACAGAAUCCGUAACCGGUUUCCCCCAGAAAACAGCUUUUAUCAGUAUCCUGGCUAUUGCCAAACCUUCCCUGUGCACCCCCAAACUACUCUGGGCUUGGCAGAAUUGUCCGGGGUGCAGAACAAAACCUUUAGGCCUUUGAUCAGAGCACAUGGUGCCUGGGGAGGACAGGCACUGUGGCCUCAGGCUGCUCCUGCUGCUGGUGCCCCCCCCAGCCUCCCACCCACUGGGCUAGUGGGGUGACAUGAGCAGCAUCUGAGAGAGAAUUCUUGCAUCAGUCUUGAUUUCAGCCUGGAUAAGAAUGUAAAACAUCAUCAUCAACCACGCAGGACUUAUGUGCACCAGACUGUGCCACGAGUGUUUGUAGCAGUUAAAUUAUUAAAGUGGAACUACUGCAAUCA
Molecule: messenger RNA, 2522 nt
Organism: Manacus vitellinus (golden-collared manakin)
Lineage: Eukaryota; Metazoa; Chordata; Aves; Passeriformes; Pipridae
Gene: KYAT1
Product: kynurenine aminotransferase 1
Exons: 14
Coding region: 166-1533 (455 amino acids)
Biological process (GO): biosynthetic process
Cellular component (GO): mitochondrion; cytoplasm
Molecular function (GO): pyridoxal phosphate binding; L-kynurenine:2-oxoglutarate transaminase activity
Source: RefSeq, a predicted model, not a curated record